Molecule: messenger RNA, 606 nt
Organism: Mesorhabditis spiculigera
Lineage: Eukaryota; Metazoa; Nematoda; Chromadorea; Rhabditida; Rhabditidae
Source: the annotation of a GenBank genome assembly
AUGUGGGCUCUCUAUUUUGGCGCUCUAAUUGUUGGCGUUUCGGCGCAGGUCUUCGGCGCCAUCGACCUUGGAGACACUGGCUAUGGUGGAGCACCGGUCGUCCAUACGGACCCUACAGAGGCUACACCUGCAACAUCGACUCCGACUCCUGCUCCGACUACCGUAACCACCCCGAUCUACACCGGAAGCUACGUCCUCAAUGGAGAGUACUGUGAAUGUAUUGAAGACGCCCAGCUGCCUACGUCUAAUAGUGGCGCCAUCCGGACCGGCAACUACGACGACGCCAGAGUCAGGAAUUGCGAUAACAUCUAUACCAGCCGGCCUUACGUGGCCAAUAUGUCGACGGAAGAGUGGAAGGGUCAGGGCUAUCGACUCGCACUCAGCGUCCACUUAUACGCCCAGGAUGGCAAAAUCUACGAGACGAUCACGAAGUGCGUUGACCCGGCACUUUCCUAUGUGGCUAUCACGCGUCAGCGCAGUUGCGUGCGCAACAUGGACGGCCCCGCGAACUGGUUCAUCGAUCUGGAAAGCAAGAUCACGCCGGCGCCAGUCUGGUAUUGGAAAGCUGAAUCCAGCAUUGAUGAGAAUGAUUCGUGUGAGGUGCUA